Molecule: messenger RNA, 2604 nt
Organism: Apis cerana (Asiatic honeybee)
Lineage: Eukaryota; Metazoa; Arthropoda; Insecta; Hymenoptera; Apidae
Gene: Mrjp3
Product: major royal jelly protein 3
Cellular component (GO): extracellular region
Source: RefSeq, a predicted model, not a curated record
UAUUUUUCUACAAACAUAAAAAGACAUAUUGCGAUCAUUCUUCAUAUGAAAAUUAAGAUAUACAUAUUUGUGUAAGAUAAUAACAAAUAUUAAAUAUUAAAUCAUAGAAUCGAUUACAAACAAAUGUCUGAUGGAUAUGGGAUGUUGGUUUAUUUUAACAAAUAAGAAAAAGUUUAAAAUGACAAUUUAGAUUUUCAUAAGAUAAAUUUUGAAUGCAGAUAUAGACAUAAAAUAAAAUUUCCAUAAGACUAAUCUGAAAAGGGAGUCAAUAAAAUAAUUCAUAUUUCUAUAUUAUUGAUCUAAUUAUUAUCUCAAUUAAUAAUUCUUAUAGAAUAUACAUGAAGCAAGACACAAAGAGAAAUGAUUAUGUAAUAUAUCAAAUAAACGAAAUUUUGUAAAGUUUUUACUAUUCAUUUAGGGAAUAUAAAUCAUAACCUGUCACAUUCUUGAAAAAUAUCUACAAUAAGAUAAAUACAAAUUCCAAAAAAAAAAAAUUUAUUUUAUCUCUAUGAAAUACACGUCAUUACAACCUAUAUAUUGACCAACAGUUAGUCAAAAUUCUUGCAGUUUGCAUAUAUACUGCAUUGUUUCGUCAAUCAGAAAAUAUCUAUAAUAUCCUAGAAAAAUGACAAAGUGGUUGUUGCUGGUGGUGUGUCUUGGUAUAGCUUGUCAAGAUGUGACAAGCGCAGCUGUGAACCAUCAAAGAAAAUCUUCAAAAAAUUUGGCACAUUCGAUGAAGGUGAUCUACGAAUGGAAACAUAUUGAUUAUGAUUUCGGUAGCGUUGAAAGAAGAGAUGCUGCGAUUAAAUCUGGCGAAUUUGAUCACACAAAAAAUUACCCUUUCGAUGUGGAUAGAUGGCGUGAUAAGACAUUUGUCACCGUAGAAAGGUUCGAUGGUGUACCUUCUUCUUUGAACGUGGUAACUAAUAAAAAAGGCAAAGGUGGUCCUCUUCUACAUCCAUAUCCUGAUUGGUCGUGGGCGAACUAUAAAGAUUGCUCUGGAAUUGUGAGCGCUUUCAAAAUUGCGGUCGACAAAUUCGACAGAUUAUGGGUUCUGGACUCAGGUCUUGUCAAUAAUAAUCAACCCAUGUGCUCUCCAAAAUUGGUAACCUUCGAUUUGAAUACCUCAAAAUUGCUUAAGCAAGUCGAGAUACCACAUAAUAUUGCCGUAAAUGCCACCACAGGAAUGGGAGAAUUAGUAUCACUAGCUGUUCAAGCUGUAGAUCCUACGAAUACUAUGGUGUACAUAGCAGACGAAAGAGGUGAAGCUUUAAUCAUCUAUCAAAAUUCCGACGAUUCCUUCCAUCGAUUGACUUCCAAUACUUUCGAUUACGAUCCCAGAUAUACCAAACUGACAGUCGCUGGAGAAAGUUUCACAGUGAAAAAUGGAAUUUGUGGAAUUGCACUUAGUCCCGUGACGAACAAUCUUUAUUACAGUCCUCUCGCUUCUCACAGUUUGUAUUAUGUUAACACAGAACAAUUCAGGAAUCCACAAUAUGAAGAAAAUAACGUCCAAUAUGAAGGAUCCCAAGAUAUUUUGAACACUCAAUCAUUCGCUAAAGCAGUAUCGAAAAAUGGCGUCGUUUUCUUGGGACUCGUGAGUAAUUCAGCUGUUGGCUGCGUGAAUGAACAUCAAGUACUUCAGAAAGAAAAUUUUGAUGUUGUCGCUCAGAAUGAAGAGACACUUCAAAUGAUCGUUAGUAUGAAAAUCAUGCAAGAUCUUCCACAAUCCGGCAGAAUUAAUGAUCCAGGAAAUGAAUAUAUGUUGGCUUUAAGUAACAAAAUGCAAAAAAUAAUAAACAAUGAUUUUAAUUUCAACGAUGUAAAUUUCCGAAUUUUGGGUGCGAAUGUAAAUGAUUUAACAAGAAACACUCGUUGCGCAAAAUCUAAUAAUCAGAAUGCUAACAAUCAGAAUGCUAAUAAUCAAAAUGCUAACAAUCAGAAUGCUAAUAAUCAAAAUGCUAACAAUCAGAAUGAUAACAACCAGAAUGAUAAUGGUAACAACAGGAGAAAUGGUAACAACCAAAAUGGUAACAGACAAAAUGAUAAUAAACAGAAUGAUAACAAGCAGAAUGCUAACAAGCAGAAUGCUAACAAGCAAAAUGCUAACAAGCAAAAUGAUAACAAGCAAAAUGAUAACAGACAAAAUGAUAAUAGGCAGAAUGAUAACAAGAAAAAUGAUAAUAGGCAGAAUGAUAACAAGCAAAAUGGUAACAGACAAAAUGAUAAUAGACAGAGUGAUAACCAGCGGAAUGGUAACAGGCAAAAUGAUAAUAGACAGAAUGAUAACAAGCGGAAUGGUAACAGGCAAAAUGAUAAUAGACAGAAUGAUAACAAGCGGAAUGGUAACAGGCAAAAUGAUAACAAGCAAAAUGAUAACAGGCAAAAUGAUAACAAUCAGAAUAAUAAUCAGAAUGAUAAUAAUCGAAAUAAUCAAGCUCAUCAUUCUUAAAAAUCACAUUAAAUCAAUUAAUUAUCAAUUAAAAUCAAUUAAUUAGGAUGUAAACCAAAUUAUUUUUUAAAAUAUUUUUUCGAUGUAAACAAAAUUUUUUAAAAUCUUUCAUUAUAUUAUAAAUAAAUAAAAUAAAUAUCGUUUUCGCAUAA